This is a messenger RNA of Salvelinus fontinalis (brook trout), 1589 nucleotides long. Its product is annotated as trichohyalin-like. The transcript is spliced from 5 exons. Gene Ontology annotation, cellular component: nucleus; cytoplasm. The annotation marks the transcript as partial. Gene Ontology annotation, molecular function: histone H3T3 kinase activity. Gene Ontology annotation, biological process: intracellular signal transduction; mitotic cell cycle. The record is from RefSeq and is a predicted model, not a curated record. Lineage: Eukaryota; Metazoa; Chordata; Actinopteri; Salmoniformes; Salmonidae.
AUUUCUUCAGUGAGAAGCAGCUGUUUCUAAUCCUGGAGUUUGAAUUUGGAGGCAGUGACCUGGAGAACAGUAAUGGACAGGUGAGGAGGGAGGAGUUUGGAGACAGUAACCUGGAGAACAGUAAUGGACAGGUGAGGAGGGAGGAGUUUGGAGACCUGGAGAACAGUAAUGGACAGGUGAGGAGGGAGGAGUUUGGAGACCUGGAGAACAGUAAUGGACAGGUGAGGAGGGAGGAGUUUGGAGACCUGGAGAACAGUAAUGGACAGGUGAGGAGGGAGGAGUUUAGAGACCUGGAGAACAGUAAUGGACAGGUGAGGAGGGAGGAGUUUAGAGACCUGGAGAACAGUAAUGGACAGGUGAGGAGGGAGGAGUUUAGAGACCUGGAGAACAGUAAUGGACAGGUGAGGAGGGAGGAGUUUGGAGACCUGGAGAACAGUAAUAGACAGGUGAGGAGGGAGGAGUUUAGAGACCUGGAGAACAGUAAUGGACAGGUGAGGAGGGAGGAGUUUAGAGACCUGGAGAACAGUAAUGGACAGGUGAGGAGGGAGGAGUUUAGAGACCUGGAGAACAGUAAUGGACAGGUGAGGAGGGAGGAGUUUAGAGACCUGGAGAACAGUAAUGGACAGGUGAGGAGGGAGGAGUUUGGAGACAGUAACCUGGAGAACAGUAAUGGACAGGUGAGGAGGGAGGAGUUUGGAGACCUGGAGAACAGUAAUGGACAGGUGAGGAGGAAGGAGUUUAGAGACCUGGAGAACAGUAAUGGACAGGUGAGGAGGGAGGAGUUUAGAGACCUGGAGAACAGUAAUGGACAGGUGAAGAGGGAGGAGUUUAGAGACCUGGAGAACAGUAAUGGACAGCUGGCGUCGGUGAUGGUAGCUAAGAGUAUCCUCCAUCAGGUGACUGCUGCUCUGGCUGUGGCUGAACAGGAGCUCUGCUUUGAACACAGAGACCUCCACUGGGGUAAUGUGUUGGUCCAGUCCACUAAGGAGAUGGAAGGGAGCUUCCUCCUCAAUGGGACGAUCCAUUCCUUAGAGACCAGGGGGGUGAGCGUACGCAUCAUCGACUACUCCCUCUCCAGGCUCGAGAUCGAUGGUCUCACCGUGUCCUGUGACAUCUCAGAGGAUGAGGAGCUGUUCCAGGGACAUGGAGACUACCAGUUUGACAUCUACAGACUCAUGAGACAGGAGAACGGUAACAUGUGGGGUGACUACCAUCCCUACUCCAAUGUGUUGUGGCUCCACUACCUGUGUUCCAAGCUGCUGACGAUGACCUAUAAGGGUCGAGGUUGGCGGGGCGUCAAGCAGGCCAGGGUGGACCUGCAGCGUUUCCACGACGAUGUCCUCACCUUCCGGUCUGCCUCUGACGUACUCAACAACUGUGGCCUGUUCCAAUGAGAGAGACAGAGAGAGAGACAGAGAGAGAGACAGAGAGAGAGACAGAGAGAGAGACAGAGAGAGAGACAGAGAGAGAGACAGAGAGAGAGAGACAGAGAGAGAGAGACAGAGAGAGAGAGACAGAGAGAGAGAGACAGAUAGAGAGAGACAGAGAGAGAGACAGAGAGAGAGACAGAGAGAGAGACAGAGAGAGAG